Messenger RNA from Polistes canadensis, 1384 nucleotides. Its product is annotated as PI-PLC X domain-containing protein 3. The record is from RefSeq and is a predicted model, not a curated record. Gene Ontology annotation, molecular function: phosphoric diester hydrolase activity. Gene Ontology annotation, biological process: lipid metabolic process. NCBI's taxonomy places the organism in Eukaryota, Metazoa, Arthropoda, Insecta, Hymenoptera, Vespidae. The coding region runs from base 368 to 1375 and encodes 335 amino acids. The transcript is spliced from 2 exons.
UUAUAUUAAUAUUUGUACUAAAAAUGUUGAAUUAAUAUUAAUACAUUUUCUUUUUAAUUUUUUUAAGGUUUAUAAUGAUUGGUCACUUUGAUUCUAUUUAGGUCAAUCAUAAAUUAUUCGUUCGAAGGUUUCAAUAUGACGAUACAAUUUAAAGAAUUACCGUGAGAAAAUGAAUCAGAUUUAUGAUAUAAUACGUCCAACUUAUUAUUCAUGAGUUACUUUAUGAAGUCAGGUGAAUUAUUCUUACUUGAAAUAUAUUUUGAUCCAUACUCAUAUUUCUUUAUUAUUAUAAGGUUUAACUCGGUUAAAAACGAAUUUGACGUUAUUCUUUGAAUACUUUACACAACACAAGUAUUUUUAAAUAAUAAUGGAACGCAAAUAUGGAAGUGAACAACAAUACUGUACAGAAACAUAUUUGAAUAAAAAUAUUUCAAAAGAUAAUUUAGAAUUCUGGAUGACACAACUUCCGGAACCAUUAAAAAAUAUACCUAUAAUAUAUCUCGCCAUACCCGGUUCUCACAAUACGAUGACUUAUUCUAUAGAUCGACGUAACGAUGUAGGUCCGGAUGAGCCUGCAUAUAUAAGAGCAUUGGGUCGUUAUUGUUCGAUUUUGUCAAAGCCUAUUAUUUUUAAUUGGUCUGUUACACAAAAAGAUAGUGUAAAAGAACAAUUAAAUGGCGGUAUAAGAUAUUUGGAUUUACGCGUAGCUACGAAAACAAGGGACAACAAUAUUUAUUUUCUUCAUGGUUUGUACGGAUCAGAAGUGAUUAAGCCAUUAGAGGAGGUUGUAAAUUGGUUGAAUGAUCAUACGAAUGAAAUUAUCAUUAUUGAUUUUCAACAUUUUUAUCGUUUUACGGAAAUGGAUCAUAGUCGUCUGAUUGCGAUAAUAAAUGAUAUUUUUCGUGGCAAAUUAUGUCCAACUUUAGCAUAUUUCGAUCACGUGUCUUUAAAUUGGCUUACUUCGAGAAAGUAUCAAGUUAUUGUCAUUUAUAGAAAUGUUUGCGCGGUGAAUCAUCCGUAUUUAUGGCCAAGUGUUUUCUGGCCGACACCUUGGCCAGAUACAGUGCGUGUAGAUCAACUAGUUAAUUUUUUAAAUGAUAAACUUAAAAAACGUUCUACCAAGAUCGGUUUAAUAUCGCAAUGUCUCUUAACUCCUAAUAUAUCCUACGUUAUGAAACACCUUUGUGGAAAUUUACAUUCAAAUUUGACGCCAACAUGCCAAAAGGCGACUCUCUAUUGGAUAAGUCUACAAAAAUCUGGGCCUAAAGGAAUAAACAUUGUUAUAACUGAUUUCAUAUCUGAACAAAAUUUUUUAUUCCCAAAGACAGUUGUUCAAACUAAUCUUAAACUUUUAAAAGAUUCAUAUAGUUUGUAAUUACUCGUA